This is a messenger RNA of Esox lucius (northern pike), 690 nucleotides long. It is a transcript of the gene psmg4, whose product is annotated as proteasome (prosome, macropain) assembly chaperone 4. NCBI's taxonomy places the organism in Eukaryota, Metazoa, Chordata, Actinopteri, Esociformes, Esocidae. The transcript has 3 exons. Bases 118 to 492 code for a protein of 124 amino acids. The record is from RefSeq and is a predicted model, not a curated record. Gene Ontology annotation, biological process: proteasome assembly.
AUGCUGACUGUUUUAGUUUUACGGUGGUUUCUAGACGCACAUGAUUUGUUGGUGUAGCUGUUUUGAAAUGAAUAGUUUUGUUUAGUCACAAUUAUCUUACCACAAAAAUAAUUCAACAUGAACAUAUCAGAAAUUGGAGCAGUAGGAGAUGCCAUUACUGUGCACGAUUUCUCAGAGAAGAUUAUGGAGCAAACGGUUCACUUUCACGUCAUAAAACUCGUUGGGGGAUUUUUCCUUUGGGUCGGCUCGAAACCAGUGUUGUCCAAUUUAGCUGUUUCAAUGCAGAGUACGUUUGGUUCGAUGCCGCUGUCUACGUUAGUUCUAGGGGACCCUUCGGACACAACCCCGAAUUCACUUGCGCAGAGAUUGACUAAGAGAACUAAGAAACAGGUGUUUGUGAGCUACAACCUGCCCAUGACUGACUCCAACAUGUCUCUGAUGGUGGAGAAUAGGAUAAAGAAAGAGAUGGAAGUUCACCCUGACAAGUUUUAACCUCCAAACCCUUUUUAUCUUUUUUUUUAAAACGAAAUAGGAAAUGUGGUUUUCCUCAUUUUUGUACUUUCUGGGCUAAUCACUGAGGAGUGGGAUUAAAUCAGAAACUGACACUCUGUAGAGGCUGAAAAAACUUGCACAAUGUUUUCUGAUACCAUUGCCCACAAACUCAGUCUAUAGAAAUGUAUAACUUCAAUA